AUGACAACGCCAUCUACAGCCGAUGGACUCAACAUCGCCAUGUCAAAAAUCACAUCCGCGAAUCAACUCACCUCUCCACUCCUUAGCCUGCCCGCUGAGCUGCGAAACCAGAUCUACACCUACGUCGGCCUCUCUACUAUCAUCAAAGCCGUUCAAUCUGAAGGAGCCGUCGUAUCUUCCACCGUCAUGUCCCAAAUCACUCUCACCAACGCCCUAACGUCCCCCCUCCUCCGCCUCCCCGCCGAACUCCGCAACGCCAUCUACACCUAUGUGGCCCUGUCUACGAUUAUCCGAAUCGAGGCAAUUCUAUCGCUAAGCGCCACCUGCAGCCUGCUCGUCAAAUACAAAUUCCACCUCCCAGGUCUGCUGAGCGCGUGCAAGCAAACCCUCCACGAAGCGACACCGAUAAUCUACGCAACAUGCACAUUCGACACCACUCAAGGCGACAACGACUGGCGCUGGCUAAAAUCCGAUUGCGACAACAAAGUCUCCCGCCAAAUUACUUCGUUGAGGAUCCCAGAGGCGCGCUCACUUGUCAUGGCAGAGGAGGUUUGGCUGCGCCUCCUCCAGAGGCGAGACACCAAGUGCUGUCCAUUGAACUUGCCAAGCUUGGAGAUUGUUCAUGUGAAGUCUACGCCCGCAGAUGUGCGUCGUAGACCGCCGCGCGUGAGAGAGUGGUUCGGCAACGACACUUUGAAGGUCAGGGCUGAGGCUCGUCGUGGCGUUUCCGGCUUCGAGGUUGAUUAG
Alternaria metachromatica is the source of this 747-nucleotide messenger RNA. RefSeq lists its product as uncharacterized. NCBI's taxonomy places the organism in Eukaryota, Fungi, Ascomycota, Dothideomycetes, Pleosporales, Pleosporaceae. The record is from RefSeq and is a predicted model, not a curated record. Bases 1 to 747 code for a protein of 248 amino acids. The transcript is spliced from 4 exons.